Molecule: messenger RNA, 1429 nt
Organism: Phalacrocorax carbo (great cormorant)
Lineage: Eukaryota; Metazoa; Chordata; Aves; Suliformes; Phalacrocoracidae
Source: RefSeq, a predicted model, not a curated record
GGCCGCGCGGCGGUAAAGGUCGCGGAGGCGCGCGUGUGCCUAACGGCCAGCGCGCGCCCACCGGUCAGCGCGCCGCGCCGCGGCUCGUCCAGUCCCGCGCUGCGCCAUGGCGGGAGGCCUGGAGUCGCUGGAGCUAUGCUUGGAGCAGCACAUCCCGCCCCAGGACCUCGCCGAGGUGAAGCGAAUCCUCUACGGGGGCGAGGCAAGAAAACUUAAUUUGCCAGCUGCUGCGCUAUCCGCAGCUCAAGAAAGAGAUUUCGAGCUACAGGGCUACAGAUUUGACGCUGCUCCUGAGCAAUUGAGAAGGCCACGUAUUGUUCGAGUAGGACUGAUACAAAAUAAAAUUCCACUUCCCACAGAUACAGCCGUGGCAGCACAGGUGGCUGCACUGCACAGACGAAUUGGGGAGAUUGUGGAAGUAGCUGCAAUAAGUGGAGUCAACAUAGUUUGUUUCCAGGAGGCUUGGACCAUGCCCUUUGCUUUCUGUACAAGAGAGAAGCUUCCUUGGACUGAAUUUGCUGAGUCAGCAGAGGAUGGGCCAACAACAAAAUUCUGUCAAGAGCUGGCAAAGAAAUACAAUAUGGUUGUGGUAUCUCCAAUCCUGGAGCGAGAUGAAAUACAUGGGGGAACCCUAUGGAAUGCUGCAGUGGUCAUUUCUAAUUCUGGAGCUGUCCUUGGCAAAAGUAGGAAAAAUCAUAUUCCAAGGAUUGGAGAUUUCAAUGAGUCUACUUACUAUAUGGAAGGAAAUACAGGACACCCAGUGUUUCAGACACAGUUUGGAACAAUUGCUGUGAAUAUCUGCUAUGGGCGCCACCACCCUCUGAAUUGGCUCAUGUUUAGUCUGAAUGGAGCAGAGAUCAUCUUUAACCCUUCAGCCACGAUUGGAACACUCAGUGAGUCACUGUGGCCAAUUGAAGCAAGAAAUGCUGCCAUAGCUAAUCACUGCUUUACAUGUGCCAUCAACCGGGUAGGAACGGAAUACUACAAAAAUGCCUUUACUUCCGGAGAUGGUGGAACAGCACACCAUGACUUGGGCCAUUUUUAUGGCUCGAGUUAUGUAGCUGCACCAGAUGGCAGUAGGACCCCUGGACUCUCGCGCACUCGGGAUGGGCUUCUGGUUGUAGAGAUGGAUCUAAAUCUUUGCAGGCAAGUCAGUGACAAAUGGAAUUUUAAGAUGACUGGUAGAUAUGAAAUGUACGCAGACAAACUCACUGAAGCAGUCCAGCCUUAUUUUAUACCCAAUAUAAUCAAAGAGUAAGAGAGAGCAUCUCAUUACAAUCAAAUGUUACACAGCAAAUUAAAAGGUACCGUUGGAUGAUAGCUUUACUGUGGAUCACAAGUUGUUAUUUUAAUGUCAUUUUAAUUUCCUGUAACCAGCAUUUAAAUAAUAGGAUUCAGAAUUGUGUUAAGUAAAAUAAUUGAAAAAUGC